AUGGCUACAAGGAAUCUACAAAAUAAGAAAGCAGAUGGAAAAUCUCAAGUAACCUCUCAUGGCCUACAGAGAAAGGAUGCUCUGAGUGCCUCAGAAUCACAGCACAUCAACCAAUCGGGUUUAUCUGUAGCAAGAAAAAAACAGGUUCUUGCUCAGGAUGAAGAUGAGCUCCCAAAAGGAGAGAACAUUUCUGAGAAACUAAUAAAUGCCAUUCAUGGAUCAAGGAUUUCCAUUGUGGAUUUCCAUUCUAAAGGCUAUGCUUCUUCUAGGUGGUGCCUUGAUGAACUUGUCGAGAUCAUGGACGGUACAAAAACUAGAGGCCACAAUCUUAUUCCUACCAUUUAUCAUGUGGAGCCUCGGAUGUCCGAAAAUAGGAAGGGACUUUUGCCAGUGCAUUCACUGGGUGUGAAGAAUACGAAGGACAUGAGACUCAGUUUCAAGCAAAUGGACAGAGUAAAGAGGUGGAAAAUAGCUCUUUGUUAUUCCGAGAAUUGUACUAGUUAG
Juglans regia (Persian walnut) is the source of this 504-nucleotide messenger RNA. Its product is annotated as E3 ubiquitin-protein ligase COP1-like. Lineage: Eukaryota; Viridiplantae; Streptophyta; Magnoliopsida; Fagales; Juglandaceae. The record is from RefSeq and is a predicted model, not a curated record. Gene Ontology annotation, biological process: signal transduction. The transcript is spliced from 2 exons. Bases 1 to 504 code for a protein of 167 amino acids.